AUGGAAGAUCACAUUGGAACCGAUUGGAACCGGGAUGCGUUGGCGAUCGGUUCUCGGGCACAUCUAGAAGAAGAGUCAACGGCAAAGCGGACAAUCUUCCGUACGAUUCUUAUGUACGGCUUCCACUAUCUCGUGCGGACGUUCGCUGUGAGGAAUAUUCGCGACACACAGUGUGGCUUCAAGCUGAUGACACGUUCGGCUGCCCGGAAGGUAUUUGAGGUCAUGCACGUCGAACGAUGGGCAUUCGACGUGGAGCUACUGUUUAUUGCACAAUCGUACAACAUUCCGAUCGUGGAGAUCGCCGUGAACUGGACCGAGAUCGAGGGUUCCAAGCUUACGCCGUUCUGGUCCUGGCUGCAGAUGGGGCGAGAUCUCAUGCUAAUCUGGUUCCGGUAUGCCAUUGGUGCCUGGCAGCUGAAAAAACAGCAUUCGAAUUGA
Messenger RNA from Anopheles nili, 438 nucleotides. It is a transcript of the gene wol, whose product is annotated as dolichyl-phosphate beta-glucosyltransferase. The record is from RefSeq and is a predicted model, not a curated record. The transcript has a single exon. NCBI's taxonomy places the organism in Eukaryota, Metazoa, Arthropoda, Insecta, Diptera, Culicidae. The coding region runs from base 1 to 438 and encodes 145 amino acids. Gene Ontology annotation, cellular component: endoplasmic reticulum membrane.